Molecule: messenger RNA, 747 nt
Organism: Aedes albopictus (Asian tiger mosquito)
Lineage: Eukaryota; Metazoa; Arthropoda; Insecta; Diptera; Culicidae
Exons: 1
Coding region: 1-747 (248 amino acids)
Source: RefSeq, a predicted model, not a curated record
AUGACAAUCAGCGGAAUUGGCAACACCAAGCGCGUAGAGCACGAAGCGUACGUGAGCGUCUCUUACCGUAUUUCAUCGUUCUCCGUGAAGUGUUCGAUGCUGAUUCUUCCGGAAAUCAUCGUAAAACUCCAACAGUUCCCCGUCGACACCAGUCAAUGGUCUAUAUCGGAGCACGUCGAUCUCGCCGAUCCCACUUUCGCGGUCACCACUAACAUCGACAUGAUCAUGAGUACCACACACUUCUUCCGUGUCCUUCACUACGGCCGAAUAUCUCUCGGCAACGAUCUUCCGCUGCUCCAGAACACCGAAUUCGAAUGGGUCAUCUCUGGAGGGUACAUGCUGGAAAACCACGACCACGAAGAUCCCCAUAACUGGCAGUUCAGCAAUCCCUGCACAAUCGACGAGCUGGUCAACCGCUUCUGGCAGCUAGAAGAGGUGCAGCAGUCAAAAGCAGAUGGUCGCUACGUCAUCAAGCUCCCAAAGCGAGAAGAGUUGCUUCCCCAGUUGAACAACAAUUGGUACAACGCGACUCGGCGAUUCUUCUCUUUGGAACGAUCGCUUGCCAGAGAUCCAGAUAAGCACGCCAUGUACCAAAUGUUCAUUCACAAACUUCAAGCACUCGAGCACGUGCGGGAAAUUGAUCCCAAAGAGCGAGACAGCAAGCCUCGCUUUUAUAUUCCCCGUUACGCAGUCAUCAUGAUGGGCAGCACUACUACCAAAUUAAGAACCAUCUUCGAUGCGCCUUGA